GGCUCCUCUGCUGGAAGACAGCACUUAAUUUUUAAAGCCGAAGGUCAAACACAUUAGCUAGCACUAAAACACUCCAAUUAUAUUCAUUAAAUUCAUUUGAAGACAAUCUUAACAGAAUACUAAAGAAAUGCUACAAAGGGCAGCUUCAAAUGCCUCAGACAAACCUAAAAACAUUAAACCAAAGCGAUCCACCAGCUUUGGAAAGUUUGACCACUUCAGACAUCAGCAAUCACUUGCUGAGCUCGAGGAAAACGGAACAACUAUGCCAGAGAGUGAGUUGGGAGUGGAGAACACUGACAAGCAGAAUGGCUUGGGGAAGAAGAUGAAGGCCAUCUCAUUGAACAUGCGCAAGAGGAUGUGCAAAAGGCAUGCCAAAUCCUGCUCCGAGGAGGCGGGUGACCACGCGGACAGAGUGUCUGAUGGGGAGACAGACAGUAGCUCUCCAGUGCAGAAGACCUCAGACCAGAGCAGCAACAUGUUAGAAAGCCUGUACACGCGACAGAGCUCUUCAGGUGGUGAGACCAGCAGCUCUGACAUGUCCAAUAACAGGGACAGCCUAAGGUUGGAGGAGGACACGCCCUACACAGGCCAGUUCUGUGGCCAAGCCAGAGUGCACACAGACUUUGUGCCCAGUCCUUAUGAUUCCGACUCCCUCAAACUUAAGGUUGGGGACAUUAUCAAUAUCAUAAGCAAACCCCCAAUGGGAAUAUGGACUGGCAUGCUAAACAAUAAAGUAGGAAAUUUCAAGUUUAUCUAUGUGGAUGUGCUGGAUAAGAAACAGGAGACAGAAGAGGAGGCUCCAAAUAUCAGGCCUCACAGAGUGUCGAAGAGACCUCGACCCAAAACUCUGCUGGAAUUAUUGGAGAGGCUUCAUCUUGAGGAACAUGCCUCCACAUUGCUCUUGAAUGGCUAUCAGACAGUGGAGGACCUGAAGCAUUUGAAGGAGAAGCAUUUGAUUGAACUGAACGUGACUGAUCCAGAGCAUCGGCGCAAGCUCCUAGCCGCCUCUGAAGUCAUUUAUGACAUGAGCAGAGAUGACCUGUUGGAGACGAAGGUCGAUGAAGAGGAUGAGGAGGGUAACGACUGUCCUAGAGACUCAGGCUGCUUCAUUCCAACAGAGUGCACAGACAUGGUCAGGGAAGAUGCAGAAACACAGUCAUCUACUAUGUAAUAUGUUUUUCCUCUUAAAGGUCAUGUUGCAAUAAACACUGAAAAACGAGGAUUAGCAUAGCUCGGAAAACUCCCAUUUGAUGUCUUGGAGUAUAUUUUAAUUUUUUUGUCUGUGGGUAUUUACCUACAUUCAUAAUUCUAUAAGUGUAUAGCUCAGUAGGCCUAUAUCAAGAUACUGGGCGUAUUAUGUAUUUUAUAUUCUUUUCAUCAUUUCUGUUGAUUGUUGCACAUUGGGUGUCUUGUGUGAACAAUUUACACUUAACAAGUUACUAAUUAAUGAAAUCCUAUUGUAUAUGCCUUCUUAUCAAUACUAUGUGUUAAUAAAUUAUUUAUGUUUCAUUUA
Molecule: messenger RNA, 1513 nt
Organism: Electrophorus electricus (electric eel)
Lineage: Eukaryota; Metazoa; Chordata; Actinopteri; Gymnotiformes; Gymnotidae
Source: RefSeq, a predicted model, not a curated record